Messenger RNA from Lodderomyces elongisporus, 879 nucleotides. It is a transcript of the gene ATP3, whose product is annotated as F1F0 ATP synthase subunit gamma. Gene Ontology annotation, molecular function: proton-transporting ATP synthase activity, rotational mechanism. The coding region runs from base 1 to 879 and encodes 292 amino acids. The transcript is spliced from 2 exons. Gene Ontology annotation, biological process: proton motive force-driven ATP synthesis. The record is from RefSeq and is a predicted model, not a curated record. Lineage: Eukaryota; Fungi; Ascomycota; Pichiomycetes; Serinales; Debaryomycetaceae.
AUGUUCCGCCACUUAGCUGUCAAACAAGCACACCAAUCUGUCAAUGCUGUCAGAUCUUAUGCUACAUUGAGAGAAAUUGAGGAUCGUCUCAAGAGUAUCAAGAACAUUGAGAAGAUCACCAACACCAUGAAGAUUGUUGCUUCCACUAGAUUGAACAAGGCACAACGUGCUAUGCAGGCAUCAAGAGUCUUUAACGAAACUGAUAAGGAGUUUAAAGAAAUUGCUGAACCAUCAGUUGCAACUGAAGAAGACCAACCAGCAAAGACUUUAUUGAUUGUUGUUUCAUCAGACAAGGGUCUUUGUGGCUCCAUCCACUCAACUUUGGCCAAAUACACAAGAAAAAGAGUUAACGAAUUGAACGGUAACGCUUCAAUUGUUACUUUGGGAGACAAGUUGAAGCAACAACUCUUGCGUACCCACUCACAACAACUUAAAUUGGCCUUCUCUGGUACUCUUAAACAAGAGCCAACUUUUGUCGAUGCAGCAUUGGUUGCUGACGAAAUCAGCAAGUUGGGAGAGUUUGACAAGACUGAGAUUAUCUACAACCGUUUUGUUUCAAAUGUGUCCUUUGAAGCAUCCGAAUUCUCUGUUUUCAACAAUGAAGCUAUCACCAAGGCCCCAGGUUUGUCCAAAUACGAGCUUGAGUCAGAAGAUGCAACCAAUGCAAUCUCCGAAUUUGGUUUCGCUAACGAUUUGUUGAGUGCUAUGGCUGAAGGUUACGCCUCAGAAAUCUCAGCAAGAAGAAACGCUAUGGAUAACGCUUCUAAGAAUGCUGGUGACAUGAUCAACAACUACUCCAUUUUGUAUAACAGAACUCGUCAAGCCGUCAUUACCAAUGAGUUGGUUGAUAUCAUUACCGGUGCAAGUUCAUUAGAGUAA